Messenger RNA from Caenorhabditis elegans, 1254 nucleotides. It is a transcript of the gene tsp-19, whose product is annotated as TetraSPanin family. Gene Ontology annotation, cellular component: plasma membrane; membrane. The record is from RefSeq and is marked reviewed. The transcript is spliced from 8 exons. Bases 1 to 1236 code for a protein of 411 amino acids. NCBI's taxonomy places the organism in Eukaryota, Metazoa, Nematoda, Chromadorea, Rhabditida, Rhabditidae.
AUGUUUUCAAGACGCCGAAGAGGACACGCUGGAACUGAUGAAGAAAUUGUUAAAACAGAAGAUGCCGAACCGGAGCCAUUUGAAGAAAUGUACUCAGUCUUCCGUAUUGUUGCACUUUAUGAGAUGUUAAUUCAUGGUCAAUGGAAGUAUAUGGCAAACUAUUUAUCCAAAAAAAGAACUCAAUUGGUACUUGGAAUGUACAUUGGAGCAGCAUUUGAACUCGUUAGAUUUGUGUGUGCGCUGGUAAUUGCGAUUGUGUUGAUUCUGUUGCGAAUGUCUGUAUUGCUUCCACUAUACAGUGACUCGAUUAUUGGAAAUUUAUCAUGGAUUUGUGAAAUGAAUUAUCUUGCAUUUUGGAUUGCCCUCAUCGUUUUUGGUCUCAUUGUUAUUCAGUUUACUGUGUAUCAAUGUCGUAAUCCAACAUAUGUAGUCAUAUCGACAAGCAUCAAUUUUAUUUUCUCAAUUAUCCUAAUCACAGCUUUGAUUCAUACAGUGAUCUUGAAAGACAAUAAAGAAGCAUUUUUGAAAGAAGGUUUGCACAAAAAAACUCUAUUUUCUGGAACAAUGUCAGAAAUGAGAACAUAUCAAGCUAGAAUGAAGUGCUGUGGAGUUGAAGGAGCGGAUGACUACAGUAAAAGUCAUAUAAUGACAUAUGUAAACCCGCUCACCAACAAAACAAUUCGAGUUCCUGUGACUCGGGAAUUCUCAAUCUACGAAUAUCACUUCUACAGUAUUCCGAUGUCGUGCUGCCGAAAAUUUGAUGGGGUUGUGUGUUCUCAACGUAAUCUGACAUCUGAAGAAACGCAAGAAGUGCGGAAAUAUGCAGAAGUUGGAAAAUGGGAUUUGAUGCUCAAGUACUUUGUCAUGCCAGAAUUAGGUUUGUAUUGGUCAAGAGGAUGUCUGACGGAAUACGUGGAUUCAAUUGAAACUUAUAUUACUGUAUUGAUUUCAACUCUUGUCAUUUUUGCUUUGUUCACUGCGUUGACUAUCGGAUUUGUUAUUGUUCUUUUAUUGUAUGAGGAUGGAAUCGGGCACAUUGUAUCAGAUACAAAAAUGUUCGGAGUUGAAAGAAAUACGGGAGUUCAUUUUUUGAUGAGCUUGGAUAUGAUGAACAGUGAUUUCCAGGAUGACUUUAGUUUGAUUGAAUUCCUUCGAAACACUGAUAUUGAUCGCUUUGUAGCUGGUGAUAAACUCGGGGACACAAUAAAUGGAAGAAAAGAUGCCGAGAAAGCUUGAAAUUCGAAUUAAGAAAUG